AUGGCCACAGAUGUCAGAGCAGAGUUCUGUCUCCCCCAUCCCCACCCCGAAGGAGGAGGUCCAGCUGUAGGGUCUCUUUCUGUCCUCGGGUUUUCUGAGGUGAAGGGAAGGGGACUUGGAAGUCAUCUCCUCCUUCCUGCAGGGAAGCGACAACCCUUAGUUUGGCAAGUUGUCUACCUAUGGGGCGGGGAGAAUAGGAGGUCCUACUGGUGCAGGAGGUCACAAGGCACCCUUUGGAGCUGCGGUUAUGGGAGAAGGGUGCUAGGAACUGCACUCAGGUCCUCUGGAAGACUGAGCCAUCUCUCUAGGUUCCACAGAAUGUUGCUAUUUCCUUGGGCCAGAGUGCUCUGUCUCUGCACUCUAGCUCCAGUAUCUGAAGACAAAUAUUACCUCACAGAGCUGUGCCCAGGGUCCCAGCCCACAGGAAUGGUGCCGCCCACAUUCAGAGCGGGGCUUUCUAGAAUCCAGAGACUCCUUGACAGCUAUCGCCAGAGUGAGGUCUUGGAAAGGAUGUCAACCAGUGUGAACCUGCUUCCUUAUCUGCUAAUGGGGGCCGAGUGCAAGUGCCUAAGCAUCCGGGCCUUUUCUCUGUUAGGUAUCCAUAUAAUUUGGCUUGGCAUCUUGCUAUGUACUAAUGUGAUCCAGUCAGCACAUCUGGAGGAAAAGGAGGCUGACUCAGUGAUAUCAAAAGCUCUGGCUCAGUUCCUAGCUGGCCUGGAGUGACCUUGGGUUGUCUGGCCCUCCUCCCUCCUCUUGGCCAGGGAGCAUCCAUCCUUCCAGAUCCAACUGGUGGUGCAGACCUCCAGGAUAUCUUCCUCUGUCAGCUGCCCAAGUUGGCCAGACAGCUUACCCUGUGACUGGGGUCACACGUCACCCAGGGGAACGCUUAUUUUUUCUGAUGGACUCAGCCAUGGAAGGGGAAGGGCCUAAAAUAAAUGCAGAGACUUAGAGGAGACCAGAGUGCAACAGGGCCAGCACAGACUUCAAGAGUAAUUUAUAGAUGCUCCUUAGGCUGAAGCAAUUCGCUCGAGCAGUUAGGGCCCGGCCAGGCCCUCGGGCUCUGCAGGCCUUUCUGUACUCUGCAGUUGCUUGGACAAAGAAAGAGCUGUUCUGAGGACAGCCUCUUUUAUUUACUUAUUCUCUCCAUGUGUGCAUGUACACAAACCUAUGUGUGCUGUAGCAUCCCUGUGAGGGUCAGAGGACAACUUGUAGUUUUUAUCUGCUGAGCCAUCUUGCCAGUGCAGCCUCCUGGUGUUUUCUUUUGUUUGUUUUGUUUGCUUUCUUUCUUUCUUUCUCCCCCCACUUUGUGUGUGUGUGUGUGUGUGUGUGUGUGUGUGUGUGUGUGUGUGUGUGUUGUUUUGUAGCUCUGGCUGGCAUGGAAACUACCCACCUGUCUUUGCAUCCCAAGCUGAGGGUAGGAAUGUGUGCCACCAUGCCCAGCCUCUGUUUUGUUAUUUUAACUGAGACAAAAUUGACAUACAAUAAAAUGUACAUAUCCAAAAAAA
Rattus norvegicus (Norway rat) is the source of this 1505-nucleotide messenger RNA. The record is from RefSeq and is a predicted model, not a curated record. NCBI's taxonomy places the organism in Eukaryota, Metazoa, Chordata, Mammalia, Rodentia, Muridae.